CUGGAGUUCUCCAAUUUGGAUUCUUGAACCUCUCUGCCACCUGCCUGCUGAACCAUCUGGGGACUUUAAUACAGCCCACACGGUUUGAAAGGAUUUCUGCCAGUAAUAGAGACGAAGCCAUUACUGUGAAGGGGCAGACAGGAAGUGGAAGACUCGACUGUGUCCACUUCACCUCUGGAGAAGUGACGGGGACCCACGGAUGAGUGGACUCACUCUCGCCGGCUCCACCGUGAAGUUGACACGUCCGUGGAUCCAGCUGCUGUGUCCGCUCCACACACACAGGACGGAGGAAGACUUUUCCACCACUCUCACUUGUAUUCACAUCGUGACGCCAUCUCCCUGUGCGCACACCUCGCGCGGGAUACGACUCCAUGACACGAGCUGCAGCGAUGUGUUCGCCCGGAACCAGGGGAAUAACACAGUGAGCGACAUUUCCACACAAAGGAGAGGAGACUUGCUGAAUUAAACUUCCCACCAUUUCUCCCGGAGGCGUGAAGGAGCACCCGUGGGCGCCUGUUCGGUCUGAAACAACCGACUCGACCCGCCGCUGCGCGCCGCUGGAUGGGACGCACAUAGAAGAAGGAUAGAACAUGUUUGGUCACCUGAAGUUGCAGGUCGGGAGGUCAACGACGAUGUCAGGGGUCCAAGGUUUUGGGAAAUGAUUCCUGGCUGCACCGACGGCAAAAUAAUGGUCAGAAGAUGUCUAGUGACGUUCAAGCCGUUCAGGAUAUUCGUGGUGGGUAUAGGCUUCUUCAGCCUCUGCUUUCUAAUGACCUCUCUGGGGGGGCAGUUCUCAGCCAAGAGACUGGCGGACUCCCCCUUCACCAUCCGCACAGAAGUGCUGGGGGGUGUGGAGUCACGUGGUGUGCUGAGGAAGAUCAGUGACAUGCUGGAGGUGAUUCUGAAGAGAAUGGACAGCCUGUCCAAACUCGACAACACCUCCACCACCGAUGCACGCCGUCUGGAUGAGCUCAGCUCUGCAAUCAACAGGUUUCAACCAGCCGGCCUGGUGGAGAGGAUCCAAGCUAUAGCCCAGAACGUCUCUAACAUGGCCAUCAGGGUGGAGCAAAUACUGCAAAACAGCAUGGUGCAAGGAAGAGCAAUCAGAGAUGGGACGUCAAGCCAAUGUGAAGUGCCAAGAGACCCACGCUUCCCAGAGUGUCCUGGGAAAGUAGAUUGGAUGCGUGCCCGUUGGACGUCAGACCCUUGCUAUGCCUUCUACGGCGUCGACGGUUCAGACUGCUCCUUCCUCAUCUACCUGAGCGAGGUGGAGUGGUUCUGCCCCCCAUUGGCCUGGAGGAACAACAGCAGCCCCCCCCCACAACAUGCACAGCUGCCAAAGGCCCCCAAGAGACAGGCUGCAUUCCGCACAGACCUCUCUGUACUUUUGGACCAGGUUGGGACAGGAAAGGAGUCCCUCAGCUUCAUGAGGCGCCGAAUCCGCCGCCUUGCACAGCAGUGGGCGACAGCCGCCAACCGCCUGGAUGCUAAACUGGAGCAAAGAUGGAGGGACCAGAAGAAGAUCCUGGUCCAUGUAGGCUUCCUGACAGAGGAGUCUGGAGAUGUUUUCAGCCCCAAGGUGCUGAAGGGGGGUCCAUUGGGAGAGAUGGUCCAGUGGGCUGACAUCCUCACAGCUCUCCAUGUCCUGGGACAUAACCUGAAGAUCUCUAUGUCUGUCAAGGAGCUGCAGGGGUUUCUCGGAGUGCCUCCAGGCAGAGGCAGUUGCCCACUCACUGGCCCUCUGCCCUUUGACCUCAUCUACACUGACUACCACGGCCUGCAGCAGAUGAGGCAACACAUGGGCCUCUCGCUCAGGAAACACAAAUGUCAUAUCCGAGUGAUUGACACCUUUGGGACGGAGCCAGCGUACAAUCAUGAGGAGUAUGCAACCCUGCACGGCUACAGGACCAACUGGGGUUACUGGAACCUGAACGCCAGGCAGUACAUGACCAUGUUCCCUCACACACCAGACAACUCAUUCAUGGGCUUCGUUUCGGAGGAGCUGAAUGAGACAGAGAAGAGGAGCAUCCAGCAGAACAAAGUCAACAACAUGGCUGUUGUGUAUGGAAAAGAGGCCAGCAUGUGGAAGCUUCAGCAGGGUAAGGAGGGUUUCCUGCAGAUUCUCCACAGGUACAUGGAGGUGCACGGCACAGUGUACUAUGAGACUCAGAGACCUCCGGAGGUUCCAGCCUUUGUGAAGAACCACGGCCUGUUGCCCCAGCAUGAAUUGCAGCAACUACUGCGCAAAGCCAAGCUCUUUAUUGGCUUUGGUUUCCCCUACGAAGGUCCCGCCCCUCUUGAAGCAAUAGCCAAUGGCUGCAUUUUCCUCCAACCCAAGUUCCACCCGCCUCAUAGCUCUCUUAAUCACGAGUUUUUCAGAGGCAAACCCACUUCUAGAGAGGUGUCGUCCCAACACCCUUAUGCAGAGCAGUACAUUGGCAAACCUCAUGUCAUGACGGUGGACUACAAUAACUCUCUGGAGUUUGACUCUGCCAUCAGGGAAAUCAUGAGGACCAAGGUCGAGCCCUAUCUGCCUUAUGAGUACACCUGUGAGGGGAUGCUGGAGAGAGUACAUGCCUACAUACAGCAUCAGGACUUCUGUGCCCCAGAGCCUCCCUUCAUUCCAGCCAACCUCUCCAAACAGGGGUCUGCUAGUGGCAGCAAGACAGCAGGAGCACUGUUCGUGCCUCUGCCCAAUUCCACCGCCCUCGGUUGGUCGGCCAGUGUGACGGCUCCGCCUGCCUGGCCUCCUCUCAGGUCCCUCAGGCUGCUCGUAUCUCAAGAGGGCCAGUCCUGUGUGGAGGCAUGCCAGUCAGCCGGGUUCAUCUGUGAGCCCGCUCACUUCCACUUCAUCAACAACAAGGAGGCGCUGCAUGGGUUGGAGGUGCAGUGCGAUGUGGUCGACUCAGAGAUCAACCACAUCCUUCCCGCCUUCUCUGUGAUGCGACAGGAGUGUGGGCUCCAGCGGGAACCCCUCCUCUUCAGCUGCGCAGGUCACUCCCCCAAAUACAGACGACUUUGCCCCUGCAGAGACUUCCGUCACGGGCAGGUGGCGCUGUGCAGAGACUGUCUAUAAUGACAGGGCAUGUGAGGGACAGACAGACAGACAGAUAGGCGGGGCAAAGGGACACUGCGAGGCAGCCACAGCCAGAGCAGGUGAGAUACAUGAGCUGAUGGUGCAGUGACGCAGCUUCCCCAGUGAAACUGUAAGAGGAUAGGAACAGGCAUGCAGUGUUAUACAGUCGGCCUGGAUAGGUGCGGGUUUGAUUGUAGUUGUUAAAGCAGUUGUUCCACUGUAACAGGCUGGAGACGUACAGAACCAGGCUUCUUAGAACAGGGUAGCAUGAUACCAGCUGUCAGUACAACAGGGAAGUAUACUUCACGGAAGUCAAGGUCAAGCUUCCAACUAUACACAACAACAGUUCCUACAAGAUGUGAGACACAACUUUUCAUUUUCUGAACUGCCUCUCACCAAAAAUAAGGGGUUUCAGUUGGAAAAUGUACAACUUAAAUGACUGUAGAGGAACUCGGUAUCAGUACCCCAGUGUCAAAUCCAUGACAGAGUCCUCAAAUAUCGCGGCUCGGAGAAGGCAACCUCGGGUCAAUAUCCAAUCUCCUCUCGGCACUUGGACAAAGGAUGAUGGACAGCUGGUUAUCUCCCUGACUCUUCCCUCCCUCCUCCAGUGACGGAUAGAGUCAUUUAUCAGACUGAACCACAAGACUGAGGCAAUGUUGGUCAAUGCAAUCAUCUCUGGUCACAAAAACGGAGACGCAGGACAGAGGACAAAGAUAAAGGGUACAAGAUUAUUUUUCAAUAAAUAAGCCUUCAGAGCUUUCAGCUGGAUUUUUAAAGAGUCCUCCCGGGCUUUAUGUUGGAAAAAAAUUAUAAAAUAAAAAAAUCAGAACAGAUGACAAGUGUUGAGGUGGGUUUUAUAUUGCAUCUGGUCUGGACUGGGUUCUUUCUGAACUUUAUUUCAGUUGAAGAGUUUCUCCUCCUCCUGCACCAGCCACUCUCCACUUCUAAUCACAUUCUAUUAAUUUAAUCUGAGUGCAGGAGGCAACGGUUGAUCUUUUCCACAUUAAGUUGUCAGCCAGCACAGGUCAAAGCUGUUGAUUAGAAAGUGUCAGAGAGAGGAGGACGAAAUCAGAUUUUGUAAUCUGAAAGUUCCAGUAUUUUGCUUUUUCAUUCAGACAGAAGAAUGUUCACGUCCAUGUAGAGGUCGUCCAGCAGCUUUCUGCAAAACACUAGAAAUCAGUGAAGCUAAAAGGUCCCACUGAGUGAAACGGUCACCAUCACAUAGAAACUGUUGGAAUAAUGUGAACAUUUCUACUUAUUUAGCUGCUGUGUUGUUGAAACCUUUUUUUCGUUGCAAGUCAUUUGCAUGGGAGUUAAAGUUUUUCAUUUAAUAUUAUUUUAUUGGUUUGACACAGAAAAUUCAUUCAGUCAUAAUCCUUGGAAGGAAUCCAGAUUACCAGGGUAACAGCAGUUCGACUCUCAUUGAGUAGUGUUUGUCUGAAAUAAUAAAGAUAUCGUUUUGUUGUGUAGCCAAACAUUUCUACUUAAUAACUGACCUUUAUCCAUUAGGUCAUGAACAACCAUGUGAUCUGAUUUCAUGCUGCACACGUCGUGAGUAGUUUUCCGCACAUCAGCAGAGAUUUUAAGAAUGGCACUAUGCACAUCCUGUUACACAAUAAAAGCGACCUUCUGUUUUGCCCUUUGAAUGCUUUUACUGUGAAGUGGCAGUUGUUGCUGAUAUCAGUGAGAUAAAAUUUGAAACAGUAACACCGGGUUUCAUACAUGAGUUGUUUACUGUGAA
Molecule: messenger RNA, 4817 nt
Organism: Paralichthys olivaceus (Japanese flounder)
Lineage: Eukaryota; Metazoa; Chordata; Actinopteri; Pleuronectiformes; Paralichthyidae
Source: RefSeq, a predicted model, not a curated record